ACCCUCGGCGAGGACGGGAGCCGGUGGCGAGGGGCUGCAGCCAGGUGUGCUGCCGGUACUGCCGCUCUGCCCGUUCGCCCGCCGCGCUUUCCGCUCCGUCGGCAGCACCAUGACCGUCGCACGGCUGGACCAGGGGCAGCGCUACCGCCCGCGGAUGGCUUUCCUGAAAAAGAUUGAAGCACUUAUAAUGGAGAUGCAGAAUCCAGACACGGGCAUCAAGACACAGACUCAGAGGGUGAUGAUCACAAACAUCCCACAUGCUGUGGCAGGUAAUGAUAUAUUUCAGUGGAUUCUCCAGCGUUUGCAGAUCACUAAUGAAGAGGCAUUGCACCUGGGGGACCUGUUUGUCAAAUAUGGCUACAUCUACCCUCUUCAGGAGCCAAAGAAUCUCACCCUCAGGACAGAUGGCAUCCUAUACAGGUUUCAAACCCCGUAUUUCUGGCCCGCACAAAGCUGGCCUGCUGAUGACACUGACUAUGCAAUUUACCUAGCAAAGAAGAACAUUAAGAGGAAAGGGAUCUUAGAAGAAUAUGAAAAGGAACAUUACAACAUGCUCAAUAAAAAAAUAAACUACAAGUGGGAUUUUGUUAUUAUGCAGGCCAAAGAGCAGUAUAAGGCAGGAAAGGAGCGGAAGAAGGCGGACAGAUACGCUCUGGAUUGCCAGGAGAGAGCCUACUGGCUUGUGAACCGAACUCCUCCCGGCAUGCUGGAUGUCCUAGAAUAUGGAAUAGACCGUGUAACGGAUCCCAAUGAAGAUAAGGUAAACCAGAAAAAAACAAUGGAUGUUUAUAGGAGAGAGAUUAUGUACUAUCAGCAGGCCAUCAUGAAGUCCAGAGUGAAAUCUUCUGUCUCCCUUGGAGGGCUUGUGAAGUACUCUGAGCAGUUUCUCUCCAAUGAUCCUAUCCUGUCUGGAUGUCUCCCUAGCAACCCCUGGAUAACAGAUGACCCUGAGUUCUGGGAUCUCAAUGCAAAGCUAGUGGAAAUCCCCACCAGAAUGCGUGUGGAGCGAUGGGCCUUUAAUUUCAGCGAGCUGAUACGAGACCCAAAAGGUCGGCAGAACUUCCAGCUCUUCCUGAAGAAGGAGUUCAGCGGAGAGAACCUGAGUUUCUGGGAAGCCUGUGAGGAUCUCAAAUAUGGAGACCAGUCCAAGGUCAAAGAAAAAGCAGAAGAAAUUUACAAGCUCUUCCUUGCUCCAGGGGCUAGGCGCUGGAUUAACAUCGAUGGCACAACAAUGGGCAUCACGGUCAAAGGCCUCAAGCACCCUCAUCGCUAUGUUUUAGAUGCUGCUCAGACCCACAUUUACAUGCUGAUGAAAAAGGACUCCUAUGGCCGCUAUUUAAAGUCUCCAGUAUACAAGGAAAUGCUGGCCAAGGCUGUUGUGCCACAAGAAACUGUCAAAAAAAGUUCCAAUUUCCCAUUUGGACGCCGUCAUCUCCGCUCCAGCCCCAGCCCCAUCAUCCUGAGGCAGCAGGAGGAAGAAGCCAAAGCCAAAGAAGCUGCCACCACCGUGGACAUCACGCAGCCACAGCUCGCCUCCCCGGCCCCUCAUCUAGCCAUCUACACCGGCCCCAGCAGGCUGCCUCCCAGCCCCACGGCCCUGCCCCACAGCACUGCCUGCCCCUAUCCCGUCAGCAUGGCGCUGGAGAGCACCGAGCUGCAGCAGGAGCCCAGCAGUGCCGGGCACAGCCGCGUCCCCUCAGCCGCCGGGAAGGCGGGAGCCAUGGCGCCCAGCAGGCCCCGCGUGGCUGCGCUCUCCUUCGGUCGCUUCCUGAGGAAGGGCUGCCUCCACUCGCCCAUGUUGGCCACGCUGUCGCCGAGAUGCCCGGCCGUGCCCCACAGGAAGGUGCAGCCGCUGGGCGGGAGGGAGCAGCAGCUGCAGCAGAACAGCACAGCGCUCAGCAGCUUCUUCCAAAUAAAAAUGGACGUUCCUCUGGAGAGCCGAAUCUGCCCCAUAGACUCUGAGGGAGAGGAUGGGCAGCAGCGGCCCCAUAAGGACUCUGCGAAGGAGGUGAUCUGCCCAUGGGAGAGCCCCACAGAACAGGGCAGGGCUGGGUAACCAGUGGCCUCUGAAGCAGAUGGGAUGGGAUAUCAGCUGUUAAGAGAUGCUGCUCACUGAGGUGAUGAGCUCUGCCAUGUAUGGCUCCAUACCUGAGCCGUGCUGCUGAAGAAAUGCAUUAGAGCUGUCCUUCAGCGUCAAGGAAGCUCAAACUACCCCAGCUGUGAAUAAUGGGCCCUGAUACACCCGUGUGUUUGUAAUUCAAGAAUUCAAAGCAUUUCUGGACUUUUUCCUUCCUAUCUUUGGUAUAUUCAGAUCCCUUCAUUACAAACUUCUUGAUAAAUGAACCUUGUUUCUUGCCUUAUAGCAGAUGGAGAAUUUAUGUCUGUAUAUCCUGGGAAAUGGUCUUAUCUGAAUUACUUUCUUGGCCAUGAGGUGUCAGCACGCUGUACACAGCACAGCUGGAGCAGAGCUUGCAGGCAUUUUUCAGACUGGGACUAAGACUUCAAGCACCAGGUUCAUUAAGAGCCAGCUAAUAGCUGGGGCAAAAAGAAAGCAACGCUAAACCCUUCCUGAGAAGCCAUAGAAUAGCAUCAUGUCUUAAUGAAAACCAAAAAGGAUCCCAAAGAGCAAACAGUGCAGGAGAGCAGCAGAGGCUCCUGAGCGCUUCUCUAUUAACUCCACUUUUCCUUUUGUGACUUUUUAGUGCCAAGGUGGGUCUGAAAUCACAGAGAACAGCACCCCUGCAGCGCCUGGGGAGGGCAGCAGCAAGUCUGUGUUGGCAUGUUGAGCCUCUCCAAGCUUAGACUGAGGCAUCGCCACCAUUUAAGCUGUGUUGUUCUCAGGAGUGUUAGAGCACUGCUUUCCAGACCACGUGCCAGCGUUUCAAGAUGUAUUUCAAGAUGUUUUUUUUGUGGAGGGAUUUCCCAGAGGUGUUGGCUGCUAUUCUGUGAAUUGCCACGUGGCCUUUGACUUUCAGUGUUGCGAUUCCGUACUUCUAAUUGUAAAUGGAGCUUUGCCUGUGUGGCUGACAUGGUCCAUCAUGCAGCCUUCUGCUGUAGGAUGUAAAGUCUCCCUUCCGUCAUGCUCAGUGGUCCCCACCCCCAUGACAGGAGGUAAAGCUGCUGAUCGGUGCAUUGUAUGGGGCUGACUUUGCAGAGCUUAGAUUUGUGGAAUCAUAGAAUCAUUCGGGUUGGAAAAGACCUCCAAGAUCCCGAAGCCCAACCUCAUCCCAUCCCACUGUGCCCACUGACCACAUCCCUCAGUGCCACAUCUCCAUGGCUCUGGAACACCUCCAGGGGCAGUGAUUCCCCCACCUCCCUGGGCAGCCUGUCUGUGUGCAGAAAGCACAGCCUGUUUGAGUGGUGUGCCAGGCUGUGAGGACCUGCUCCUAAAUUUGGAUGCUCCAAGAUCUAUAGCAUCGUUCUCAACUUCAGAGUUCUCCUGAUCUCAGGGCAGUUGGGGAAAAAUGACAGACUGUGACAUCUCCAUUGCCAAAGUCUCUCCCAGAGGAGCAGAACCCUGCGCUACCCCCUACUUUCCUUCCUUAAGGACCCUGGGCACCCACUGCCUGCAGGUUGUAAACUGGAGCUCCACAGGCCGCACAUCCCCACUGCCACUCAGUGCUCACACGGUGACAUCUGAGGCUCACAGCCCCGUUGGAGGCUGGGCAUGUUGGAGUCAGAGUGCUUUCAGCUCCAGCAGUUCAGAUCCCCUCGCUGUGCAGUAGCCCAUUUAAAGCCACCUGGAGUCACCUGGAAGAAUCAGCUCACUGCAGCAACUUACACAUCCAGAGUAUUCCGAUAAUGUGAGGGAUGUGUAAGGUUAAUGACUGGAAAAAGUGAUCUCUCCCUGUGGGCAGUUUCUCAGAAAACUCCCUGCUGUUUGGCUGAGAGAAGAAAGGAGGCUGCGGCGGUGGUGAGGAUCGCUGCUCACUGCCUGCUGUAGGAGGGGGCACACGGCACAGCGCUGGGAGUGCUCUGCACCUGAGCUGCCAUGCUGCCAUUGGGCUCCAGGUAUGGUUUGAAUGCACGGGGAAGGACAAAGGACGGUCCUUAAUUAAUGAAUGCUCUGCUCCCAGGUGGAGGUCCUGUGCCCUGUGCCAGUUUGGGCUUCUCCAGUCUCCUUUGCUCAGCCUGCCCCACGGGCACUGCGGUUUGUUGUGAUCAUAUGUUUAUACUUUCCUUGUCCUCGGUUGACUGCAAGAGAGGAUUCUGGGGUUCCCCACAUCCCGGACUGCCUCCCAGCAACCUCAAGGGGACACUAUUGGGACGGGAUGGGAGCAGCGGGCAGUGCUGGCAGCUCUGCCACCUCCAGGGCUGCUCCUCAAUGGGCACACAGCACUGGUGCGAUCCGAAGGCUGGAGUGUGGGAUGGCAUCCCCGUGGAGCUGAACCUCUGUUACAAUACCUGAAUUAAAAACUGUUCUCCAGGCGAUGGACGUCUCUCAAAUCUCCCCCCAAACCUGACAUUUCCCUCUAUUCUCUCCAGCUGGGACCCAAACACCAAAAGCACCAAGCACCUCUCGUGUUUUUUUCCCCCAAGUCUCUGACUCUGCAUUGCUCAAGCCUCAUUGAUUUAAAAAUGGGACAAAGAAUGCUCAGCAUCCCAUAGGAUCAGGCCUCGGGAGCAGGAAGCACCGGUCGGCUCAGGAGAGAGCUGGUUCCCAUGAGAUUCAUGGGGUGGUUUCAGCAGGCUCCUCCUGCCUGAAAUGCUGGCUGUGGGGAACAGCUGGUCCAGAGCAUCACUGCAUCCCCCAGUGAGACGGAACCUCGCAGUGUAACAGUGCUGUGGGUGGAACUCACCUCUGCGCAGGGGCUGCAGUGUGUGUGGCAUCCAGCUCAGGCCCUGGAAUAGGAUAGGUUCAGGGCAUCCUCGCCCCAACCUCUGAACGUCUGAGUGUCUGAAUGCUGAUAAAUACAUUAUGGAAAAGUCUCCAUGAGUCAGCUUUUUUGGGGUGCAGAGCCUCGGGGAUGCAGGAGGAAAUCCAGGCAGUGGGGGAGUUUUCCCAUUGCCUCCGGGCAUUUGUUUUAUGCAUUUUGCACUACGCCUGGCCCGGAAGCAGAGGUGAGCACCUCAUAGGAUCCCUUUUGGGCUGCAGGUUCCCAGAUCUCUUCUACACCACACCAAAGAGGGAAAGAUAAGCUAUUGCAAGUCAGUUUACCUUUUAAAAUUCAUGUUGCCAUAGCAGCUUAGCACACUGUCUCAAGUCCUCCUUCUUGCAAAACUUUGAUCACCAUGAAAACAGAAUUAUGUUGUUCUCCAACAUGUUCUACAUAGAAAUAUACCAAAGUUCCUAUAGUUCAUGCUUCAGCAUCUCUGCAAAGACCUCUUUUAUUGCUCCCUCACAGCAUUUCCCAGGCCAGAGGACAGCACUGGGCUCUACAGCAGUGUGAAGCCAUGCCCCCAGUGCCCAUCUAUCAGCUGAGCUUUUGCUUCCAGCAGUUUCCAACACACAACAGCAGCACUGAGUCCAGCUGCCAAUCCUUCCCAUGGAUGGCAGCAAUACCCCCUCCCUUGGCUCUGCUCUUUGCCCACCAGCUCUGUCCCUCCCGGUAGUAUUAGAAGGGGGCACCUGCAUUUAAUCUCAGCAUCCUCCUUGCUGGAGCAGCUCUUGCUCCUACACCUUCCCUCUGUUGCACUGUGCUGGGAGCAAUGGAAAGAGUUUUCAUAAGCACCAUCACUUCCAAUCCUGCUCGGAGCAAUCCUUUUGCUUUCAUUGCGUGUCCCAUUUUCUGGCUGCAUUCGUGCUAGUGAUGCUGGAAGUGAGCAAAGAAAGAAAAAAAAAUUAGACUGGACACGGACAAAUUUGCAACAACAACCUAUGCAGUCACUGGGUUAAACAGCACAUUAACCCAAGCUGCCAUCCUGCUGUUGUUGUUUGCAUGACUCCAUCUCCCCACACCAGGUGAGACCCUUCCAGGCCAGGACUGGGAGAGGGCAGUGGGAUUUCUAUUAGUGUGCACAGCCAGACUUCUUCUCAUCAGCUUUUUCUUCUUCUCUUCUUUUUCCCAAUCAACUGAAGGGAAAAAAAAAAUAAAAAAGGAGAAGAAAAAAUUGGGGUAAAAGUUGAAGAACACUUUAAUUUAUAAGAAAAAGAACUAAAUAAUUGAUGUAGUCAUGGUGCCAAAGGUAAUUUCUGCUGCUCCCUCUAUCUCACAAAGACAUUUAGCAUUGAUUGAGAUCAAAGUAUCAAAAACCCCUGCUGCUGAGCUGAAAGGCAAAACUUUCGGCUGCCUUUCUCCGCUCUAAUAAUAUCGUCUUUAUGUAGUUAAUAAACUGCACACUUCAGUCAAACUAUAUCAUUACAGAAGACUUAGGGAGCUAAUAAUUUAAAAGCAAAGAAUUGCCUCUGUUCUUCGCUUUGAACUAAACAACAUUCUGUUGAAUGAAGGGGACAUCAAAGCUUUGUUACUAUUACCAAUGUGGCUGGAGCAUAGGGCCGCACAGAGUGUGUACUUCAGUCAUCAAGAGAAAAAAAAAAGAAAGAUUAAAGAUAUUGGCUUAUCAACCCACAGGCAGAACCAGGUGUUUUCUUUUCUGCUGUGCAAGCAUCAGGUGGUUUGCUUAUCAAUGAGUUUUCUUGUUAAAUAAACGUACAUGACUUAGGCUGGUCCCUCCCA
Messenger RNA from Gallus gallus (chicken), 6617 nucleotides. RefSeq names its product regulator of G-protein signaling 9 (gene RGS9). Lineage: Eukaryota; Metazoa; Chordata; Aves; Galliformes; Phasianidae. Gene Ontology annotation, biological process: regulation of G protein-coupled receptor signaling pathway; intracellular signal transduction; G protein-coupled receptor signaling pathway. The record is from RefSeq and is a predicted model, not a curated record. The transcript is spliced from 19 exons. The coding region runs from base 110 to 2056 and encodes 648 amino acids.